Messenger RNA from Phytophthora nicotianae INRA-310, 1953 nucleotides. RefSeq lists its product as hypothetical. NCBI's taxonomy places the organism in Eukaryota, Oomycota, Peronosporomycetes, Peronosporales, Peronosporaceae. Bases 1 to 1953 code for a protein of 650 amino acids. The transcript has 2 exons. The record is from RefSeq and is a predicted model, not a curated record.
AUGGACGAGUGGGAGCAAAUCGAGCAGACGUAUAUUCUCCCGUUUGAGGCACUAUUCAAGCGCUGUCUCCAUACUUGUGCUAAGUGUCAGCUUCAAUGCAUGCGGUCAGUAUGUCACUCGUUUGAUGAGGAUCAUGAUUGCGGUAUGAGUCAUCAAUGUCGCGGUCUUUGCGAAUACUGCGCUCUGAACUAUCGACAUGGCAAGGAAAUGCCUCGAUGCGUGGGAAGAGCUGGCCAUGAAGGCAAGUGUGACUGCGUGAAAGGUGAUCACACGUGUGGGGCGGAGUGUAGUCUGAAAGGUGCUUCGAACUGUGGUGGGCUCUGUGUGUUGAUUGAAGGACAUGAAGGAGAUCAUCGAUGCUCAGUGAAGCAACACGCGUGUGGAGCUUUAUGCAGUGCGACAAUUUGCCGUGGCAAAUGCAUUUUGAACGCGGAACAUCGUCACACAGUGCACAAAUGCGCCGAAACGCAGUGCAAACACGCGUGUGAGAUGGAUGGCUGCAAGGAGCGGUGUAGUACUGCCAAUCACUUCCAUGAUCAGCCCGAACUAGGAGUGAGAUUCGCUGAGGAGAAUGAUCAAAAGUGUGAAGCAGAACCAUCGCUACCUGGAGAGAUAAUUCACCUGUGCAGCUCGCGUCACACAUGCAAUGCAGCUUGUGAGAUGGAAGGCAUCUGUGCUAAGAGUGUUCAGGUCUCGAUCGACAAGUUUUUGGGGUCACGUGACACAUUUGACUAUGAGCUGAAGCAAAUGAUAGGAAUCCGCAACAAUUGUGCGAUUGUCCUUCAACCUGGGGAAUCAAACCACGACGAUGUGAAGCCUGUGAGUAUUAUUGCGAUAAGCGCGUUGGACACGAAAGGAGAACACUCGGUAGCGCAUGGAAAUAUGCGCAACAUGCAUUUCGUAGCAGAAGAUGAUGUCAUCAAAUGGGAAGACCACAAGUACUUGCCAGGCGAGAAGGGAGUUGCUGAAAUGUGCAACAUGUAUUGCUCUUCGGCUGGCAGGGGCCACGUGCACUACUUGAAGUGCGACAAAGAGACUGAUUCUGCUUGUGUGUACACUGACCUGCAAGACCAACGCCGUCACUGCACCAACGAUCUUAAGCCACGUCCAGAGCACCAGGUCGAUGAGCUUCUACAUGAAAAGUACUGGAAAACGAUCGGGUGGGAGGACCCGUGCCGAUCUGCGGUUGAACGUGCACUGUUUGCCAAGUGUCCGUAUUUGUGCGAUGCAGCGGAGCACAAUGGCGAAGGUAAGCCGCCAUCCUACUGCGACUUGGAAGCUUGGCACCAGCCUGCCUCCACUCCCUCUACUACUGAGCGAAGAGGGUUUUCCUACAUCUGUGGCCACCGCUUUGCUUGUUCUCAUGCGUCGCCAACCGGCAAGGUGCACCAUGUGUUCGUAUUGGACUGCUCGGGAUCAAUGCGAGGCGAACCGUGGCAGGAAUUGGUGAGUGGCGUUCGUGGAUAUUUGCGAAGUCGAUUGGCGACUGGCGUAACGCAAGAUAUUGUGUCGGUUGUCACCUUCGGUGCUCGAGGUAUUAUUGAGUUUGAGGCCGUGCCAAUCAAUAGCGCUCCCAGUCGGCGUAUCGACUUCCACGGCGGUGGGACUUUCUACUCGAAUGGUUUGAAUCAAGCUAACGCCAUUUUAUCACGCACGAACUUGAGCGUGUACAAGCCAGUGAUGAUUUUCUUUACGGAUGGACGUCCAGCGGAUCGCAAGAAAGGACCUGCGCUGGCGGUGGACGUUCGCAAUCGUUUUGCCAAGUUUGGACUGCGGACGUUUGUCGUCGGAUACGGACGAGCAAGUGACAUGGGGCUGGAAGAUUUAGCGGAGAAGCUGGGAGGGUCGGUGCAUGAAGCUCUUACGACCGCGGAUCUAGGAGAGGCCUUUCGCUCGAUCUCGAUGUCGUUGGGAGCUCGCGCCGGACUCAUUCACACCACAGCCGCUGCUUGA